Molecule: messenger RNA, 1260 nt
Organism: Diceros bicornis minor
Lineage: Eukaryota; Metazoa; Chordata; Mammalia; Perissodactyla; Rhinocerotidae
Gene: PRMT6
Product: protein arginine methyltransferase 6
Exons: 1
Coding region: 72-1199 (375 amino acids)
Biological process (GO): peptidyl-arginine methylation
Molecular function (GO): protein-arginine N-methyltransferase activity
Source: RefSeq, a predicted model, not a curated record
AGAAGGCCCCGCUUCCUAGAGCCCGCGCGGUGCCGCGCAACGCCCGCUGGGAACCGGCCCGAGCCGCCAAGAUGUCGCAGCCCAAGAAAAGAAAGCUUGAGUCGGGGGGCGGCGGCGGAGGAGGGGAGGGAACUGAAGAGGAAGAUGGCGGAGAGCAGGAGGCGGCCGUGCCGCGACCCUGGAGGACCAGAAGGGAGCGGGACCGGCUGUACUACGAGUGCUACUCGGACGUCUCGGUCCACGAGGAGAUGAUUGCGGACCGCGUCCGCACCGAUGCCUACCGUCUGGGCAUCUUGCGGAACAGGGCAGCGCUGCGGGGCAAGACGGUGCUGGACGUGGGCGCGGGCACCGGCAUUCUUAGCAUCUUCUGCGCCCAGGCCGGGGCCCGGUGCGUGUAUGCGGUGGAGGCCAGCGCCAUCUGGCAACAGGCCCGGGAGGUGGUGCGGCUCAACGGGCUGGAGGACCGGGUGCACGUCCUGCCGGGGCCAGUGGAGACGGUGGAGUUACCGGAGCAGGUGGAUGCCAUCGUGAGCGAGUGGAUGGGCUACGGACUCCUGCACGAGUCUAUGCUGAGCUCUGUGCUCCACGCGCGGACCAAGUGGCUGAAGGAGGGCGGUCUUCUCCUACCGGCCUCCGCGGAGCUCUUCGUGGCGCCCAUCAGCGACCAGAUGCUGGAGUUGCGCCUAGACUUCUGGAGCCAAGUGAAGCAGCUCUACGGCGUGGACAUGAGCUGCCUGGAGGGCUUCGCCACGCGCUGCCUCAUGGGCCACUCGGAAAUCGUGGUGCAGGGCCUGUCGGGCGAGGAUGUGCUGGCCCGGCCGCAGCGCUUUGCUCAACUGGAGCUGGCCCGCGCCGGCCUGGAGCAGGAGCUGGAGGCCGGGGUGGGCGGGCGCUUCCGCUUCAGCUGCUAUGGCUCGGCGCCCUUGCAUGGCUUUGCCAUCUGGUUCCAGGUGACCUUCCCCGGAGGGGACUCGGAGAAACCCCUGGUGCUGUCCACCUCGCCUUUUCACCCGGUCACGCACUGGAAGCAGGCACUCCUCUACCUGAACGAGCCUGUGCAGGUGGAGCAGGAUACGGACAUUUCCGGGGAGAUCACGCUGCUGCCCUCCCGGGACAACCACCGGCUCCUGCGCGUGCUGCUGCGCUACAAAGUGGGCGACCAGGAGGAAAAGACCAAAGACUUUGCCAUGGAGGACUGAAUGUUGCCUUUUCUCCCAGCUACCUCCCGAGGCGGCCAGACCUGCGUGGGAGAGGCGGGGG